Molecule: messenger RNA, 837 nt
Organism: Podarcis lilfordi (Lilford's wall lizard)
Lineage: Eukaryota; Metazoa; Chordata; Lepidosauria; Squamata; Lacertidae
Source: the annotation of a GenBank genome assembly
AUGAACGCCGCCGGUCUGCCGCGGUUCUUCUUUCUGGCCGUUCUGGCCGCCUUGGCCGCCCAAGCGGUGCCCCGGGAAGCGGGGAGCUCCCCUCCGGGCUCCCGCCCGCCGCAGCGGGAUGCGCCGAGUUUCUCCCGGCAGCAGAGGAAAAGCCUGGCCAUGGAUUUCAUCGUGCCUUCUCUGUUCCGGACCUACCUGCGGGAGCUGGUGCUGGGCGGCGGGGAAGCCUUGGGCGGGUUCAAGGCGCGCUGCAGCCUGGUGCUCGCCUGCCAGCCGCUGCUGCGCGCGGUCAGCUCUUGGCUCCCCAGGAGCGGGUCGGCGGCGCCUGCUGGCCGCGCCAGAGCCCCGUCCAAGGUGCUGAAAGGCGGCUCGGUGAGGAAGCUGCGCCGCGCCAAGCAGCUGGUGCUGGAAGUGGGAGAAGCCAACCUGCGGGAGGACUGCGCGUGGCAUCCUGCCGGGGAAGGAGCCCAGGCAGAGGCACGCCAGAUCGAGUUCACCCUGACCGAGGAAUUCAGCUGGUGGAUCCGCUCUGGAGAAGGCAGGCUGAGGAUCCGGCUGAUGCCCGAGAGGAAGGCGUCCUUCCAGGGCAGAGAAGGCAGUUUAUCAGCGGCGAUCAGAGCCUCCCAGCCCCGUCUGUUCUUGCAGAUGGCCACCAGAGGUGAGCAGCUGCUUAGCGACUUCUGCAUCCGGACAAGAUGCAGGGCUUCUCCCUUACUAGCGGGAUGGGGGGGUCAAAUCUGUCCCUGGAGAAAGUUUGGGAACUCUACCAGGAAUGAAAUAGGGGGGGGGGGGGGCAGAGGUGUCUUUGCCUUCCCAGAGUCCACCCCUUCGGGCUAG